CAUCUUUUUCAACGUUUAAGAAGCCACGCCUGGCUCUUCAUUGAGAAGCGAGAACCACAUGGCGGUUUAGACGAGAGAGAGAAAGAUAGCUCUGAAGCGAGUUGCUGUUGUCUGUUGCUCUGUUACAGUGCGAUUUGGGAUUCCCCUGUUUUCUUCUCCUCCGCUGAGCGAGAGAGAGAGAGAGAGAGAGAGAGAGAGAGAGAGAGAGAGAUGAGGAAACAGUUUUCUCUCACAGUGGACGCAUGGAUUAGGGAGGCUGAAGAGGCGGGAAAGUUGGUGGAAGAUCUAGAAGCGAGGAUUAAGAACAAUAACCCAGAAGAAGCGAGGCUUAGAGACAGUGCGAGAUCGAAGCUUUCGGAACUUGCAGUGAAGCUCGAUCGCCUCGAAUCGCUUCUCCACAACCCACCCUCCAAACCCCUCCUGACUGAUCAAGAUUUGGAUUUUCGAUGGAAAAUGCUCUCAGAUAUGCAGCUAAGAACAAAAGCAGUGGCUCUUAGUGUUUUCACAUUUUCAUCCAUGAGCAGGCCAGCAAGCUUUCCUACUGAAGACACUAAAGAAAAAUCCAAAGCUGUCAAUAGCAGCAACCAAGACCAUUUGAAGACCACAUCCUUUAAAGGAGACCCAGAGCUGCUGGAACCUCUUGUUCUGGACAAUUCAACCCAAAGUCAAGUGCAGUUAAAAUUAUCCAGUUCGUUUAUGCCAAAAAGCUGCCUUUUGACAACUUGUUGGGUUAUUCUUUUGACUUUGGGAGCGGCUGCACUUCUAGUCCUCUUGGUUAUAGUCUGUGCCGUUAUAUGAGCUAUUUAACCAAACGAUUUGAUGCUUUGAUGGUUCCUUUCAUAUAUAAGAAGCAGCAGCACCCUUGGUAGAAACCAAAGCAGCUUAUCAUUCCUAUCUUUGUUGAGUAAUAGUUAUGUUGAAGCAGAAGAAGCCUCGUCUAGAAAUUGCAUGUAUAGUUGCAUUAUAAGAUUGUUCAUAGAAAAAUGAAAGAAAGGAAAGAAAAGAGUAUGCUUGAAACUAUGAUGUAACAUAUUGUCUUGGGUAUGUUAGAGGGAAAUUUAUGAGAAGAAUGAAACUUAUUUGGACUUGUAUUUUAAAAUUUUUUAGAAGAUUUGUAUGCUUUACCA
Molecule: messenger RNA, 1127 nt
Organism: Malania oleifera
Lineage: Eukaryota; Viridiplantae; Streptophyta; Magnoliopsida; Santalales; Ximeniaceae
Exons: 6
Coding region: 211-798 (195 amino acids)
Source: RefSeq, a predicted model, not a curated record